Messenger RNA from [Candida] anglica, 1645 nucleotides. The record is from the annotation of a GenBank genome assembly. NCBI's taxonomy places the organism in Eukaryota, Fungi, Ascomycota, Pichiomycetes, Serinales, Debaryomycetaceae.
UAGAAGGAAUUUUUGGCUUUAGAGAAUGAACUUAAGGGUCGACCAUCAAAACGACUGAACUAGUGCCGACCACCCGGGUAAUAUUGUACAUAUGGCUUCACGAUGUCGUCGUCUUCCAUGAGUGUUCAUUCACUUAUUGAUAAAUUUUCCCAGCAAGAACAACUGAGGCAACAUCCUAGACCUGAUGAGCUGUCGGGAUAUCCGGGCGGACAGUCCGGUGGCAUCGGAUCCAGUUCAGGAUCUGGAAGGGGCGGAUCUACAGGAGAUGCUCCAAGUGUAGGCAGUGGAAGCUCGAGACCCACUGGACCCGCCAGUGGCUCGUUUGUGCCUCCUCCAUUAUCCUACCAACAACCUCCACAAUUCAAACUAACUCUGCCUCAAAUCUCACCACAACCACCUCAAUUAAACUCGGGCUUAUUGGCCUUGUUGGGGCCCGAUGUCCAAUCUUUCCCGUACUCGGAACAGGCCUACAUGGAAACCAUCAAGCUACGGGCAGAGCAAGAACGCGCCAAACAAGAUUAUUAUAAAUUGGAGAUUGCUAAUAAGAACCUUGCCAUCUUACAAAUGGCCAUUCAAGCACAAAUCCCAGUCCAUCUAAUCCCUAGUAUGUGUGUUGGUCUGUCUGACCUACAAGUUCCUCAAAUCCCGCCACAAUCAUCCACAAACGUAGGAUCUACUGCAUCCCCAACCCCUAUUCCCAAACACGCGCCAGAAACAACAACAACGACAACAAGAACGACAUCCACUUCAUCGAGACCAGUGCCAGGACCAGUACCAGUUCCAAUACCCGAGAAGUCCGGCCAUUCACGUACUCCUUCACGGGAAUUAAAUCGUCCUGAUGCAUUAUCAGCCAGUCCUGUCCCACCAAUGCUGUAUAGAUUUGGUGGGGGUCCAGUUACUGCCUCAUCACCAAAAAAGGUAAAUCGACCCCUUUCACCGGCAAAAAUCGGAGCCGUGGCAGUGGCAAACUUGGCGACCCCUACAACUCCAUAUCGUACCCGUAGAGGCCAUCAAAGAUACUAUUCAAUGCCCACAGAGUCAUACAUCCGAUCUCCUGGGCGUUCCAUCGACUUAAAUAGAAUCCCUGAAAGUGGAGCCAAAUACCGCCAACAAAUGCAACAAUUAAGUAGUGGCAUGCUUCAACCACCCAGGAAUCAACCAUCUAAUCUUUCACUGCCGCAGGGUGCAACUUCUCAAAUAUAUGUGAAACCAGCUCCAGCACAACCAUUGCAUGCUCAAACCAAACAAGCACAACCUCCAUCUCAAGAGUCCAUGACAUCUCUCCAGCAUGUCAUUCUGUUCCACCAUUGGAAACCUGAGGAUGGUGGGUCUGGAUCGGGUCACCAACCACCAUCAACGACCCAUAAACGACACAAAUCCCAUUCAGAAAACAUGUCUAUCGAUAUGAAGCAAGAGAAAAUAGAUGAAGAUGUCAGUAUGGACACUUCCAUGGUGACGGAGAAGGAAGAGCGUGAGAUAAGAUACCCAAACAUUCUCUCACCAGAGAGAAACUGAGCAUAACACCAUCUAACUAGUUAAAUUCUUUUUUUUUUGCUACAUUCCAUUCUAGUUGACUUUCUUCUCCCUCGUCUAAUCGGUAGGAUCAUCUACCUUCAUACUCAAUAAAUUCUUAAAUGAAGAGUCC